AUGACAUAUCAUGUUGCUGCCUCUAAAAACCAGCACAAAUGUGACUUUUCGACUACUACAAUCCUGAGGAGCCAGUUAAAAUCCUCAUACUCAUCGAAACAGACGCGGUCAUUACCGGAGACAUGUCCGGACUGUUGGCAGACGGGUGAUUCCUUCAGUCCAGCUCCUACCAGAGGACACUCCAGCAGUACCACACCUUCUGCACAGGAAUGA
Ostertagia ostertagi is the source of this 213-nucleotide messenger RNA. The record is from the annotation of a GenBank genome assembly. Lineage: Eukaryota; Metazoa; Nematoda; Chromadorea; Rhabditida; Trichostrongylidae.